GGGGCGUAAGCAGUGAGUGGCAGGCCGGUCCCUGGAGGGAAACUACACCGCUUAAAACGUUCUCCAAAGGAAACGUCAUAUAACUCCUCGUACUAAAGAUAUGUUUCUGUCUGAGUCUGACGAUGAAUUGGAAGAGCUCCACUCGGAUUUGGACUCCGAGAGCGAGUGCAGUCUGGACGAGGAGGAAUAUGUUCCGAGGGGGCUGGCCCGAGGAUCCGACCAGGAUGACUUCAGUGAUGAGGACAGUUCAGACGAGGAGUGGGCUAGUAAGCCUAAGAGGAAAGUUUCCAGGAAGCGCUGCUGCUCUGUUUCUGCUUCUCCGGUGUCAUCACCCCUGAAAUCCCCAUCUAGGAAGCAGGAAGUGAGUCCAUGCAGAAAGAAGCUACGCUAUGCAUCCACACCCAAAAAAGAUACCUCCACCCCAAACAGUGGCAAGACAUUAUCCUCUCCACGGGGGAAAAACAAAAGCUGUAAGCCAGCAGAAAAAAAAGUUGUGAUAGAGGAAGAGGAUGAUGUUGAUGGAGACCGGUGGUGUAAUAUUGAUGAGGAAGACGUUGAGCCUCUUCAGCCACGGUUCAGACCUGACAGAGACGUAGGGCCGCAGCUGAACAGAACAGCUAACUACACGCCACUCGAACUGUUUCAGCUGUUCUUCUCCAUGACAGUAAUCAAUACUCUGGUGAAAAAUACCAAUGCCUACGGGAAAAAUAAAUACCAAGGCCAGAAGGAAAGCUGGGUGCCUGUCACAACAGCCGACAUGUACUCCUUCAUCUGCCUUGUCCUCUACAUGGGUAUUGUACCUCUUAAAACUCUGAAAGAGUUCUGGAGAGGAUCUAAACUGUUUAGCUUACCAUUUCCUGCCUCUGUCAUGCCCUGCAGACGCUUUCUAGCCAUCUCCCGCAGCCUACACAUGAAUGAUCCUGCUGUAGAGAUGGCCAAUGAACAGAAGAAAGGGACAUCAGGGUAUGACCGACUUUGCAAGAUAAAGCCACUCUAUGGGCAGAUUUUGGAGGCCUGCUACACUUUCUUUCAUCCCUACCAGCAUAUCUCCAUAGAUGAAAGGAUGGUGGCGAGCAAAGCAAGGAUCAGUUUUAAGCAGUACAUCAAAAGCAAGCCUACAAAAUGGGGCUUUAAGCUUUUUGUUUUAGCAGAUUCAUCGUGUGGCUACACCCUAAACUUUUUUGUAUAUGUGGGAAGAGAAGGCGUGUCCUCAGGGAAGGGGGUAAGCUAUGAUGCUGUGAUGAGACUGCUGAAAAUCCCCUUUCUGGGUAAAGGAUACAAGCUCUACACGGACAACUUUUACACCAGUCCAACUCUUUCCCUUGACCUCCUUCAGAGAAAAAUCUGGUGUGUUGGCACGCUUCGCUCUAACGUAGCAGGGUACCCCAGAACGAAAAGGAAUGCCAUGCCUGAGAAAACACCCAGGGGAACCCUCCGGUGGAUCAGAAAAGGACGGUUGCUGUUUGUGAAGUGGUUAGACACCCGGGAGGUAACAAUGUGCUCCACUUUACACAAGGCUUACAGCAAUGAAAUGGUGAAGCGGAAAGUGAAAGACGCAGAUGGACAGUGGAGAGUGAAGGAAGUGCCCGUCCCAGGCUGCAUCAAAGAUUACAACCAGCACAUGGGGGGGGUUGACUUGUCAGAUGCCCUCAUUAGCUACUACAACGUCCUCCAUAAAACCCACAAAUGGUACAAGACUCUUUUUUAUCAUUUUGUGGACAUAGCCACCGUGAAUGCCUUCAUCCUGCACAAAGGAAUGUGCAAACUGCAGAAUCGGCCCAUGUUAAAGCAGAAAAACUUCAGGGAACAACUGAUUGUGGCCCUGGCUGAGAUCGGGUCAACUCCACGGCGGUCAGGCCCACAAAACUUUAUGUUGCCUGCCUCUCCAUUCAAAGUGCCUCCUGCUUCUCCAUCCAUUGUACCGGCCAAUGCAGCUCCGUGUCCAUCGGCUGAGCUGCCAGAUGCUCCAGGUGUAGGUCACCUGCCAGCUUACUUUGUUGAGCAAAUGACCAAUGUGGCCCCCAAAGAUCGAGCCACAGCUGGCAGAAGGGCGUGCGUGGUCUGCAAGAGAAAGUCGCCAGUCUACUGCAGUACAUGUCAAAAAACACUUUGUUUCACUACUUUAAGGAACUGUUAUAGUGAGUGGCAUAGAGACAAUCGUAUUUGUGUGUAAGCGACCACACUGACUUGUAUAUAGUGUGUAUAAAGGGCCCUAUGAUAGGGAGAGGCAGCUGAUGUGUCACCAUUUUCUGAUAAGUCCUUCAUAAACAUGUUCCUUUGAUUCCAACAAGUCUUGAAAUGUCAUAAGGCUUUUUACCAUGUUUACAUUGAGUACUUAAAACACCUAUGCAAUUGGUCUUCAUGUACAAAACUACAAUAACUUGAAUAAUAGCCUUAAAGUGUGUUUAAUGAGCUAGAGGAAACUCUACAAAAAGUAUUAAUCUACCUAUCAAUUUUUACUGGCAAAAUUAACUAUCAAAAUUAAAGUACUCCCAAGGCUAUUGUAUCUGUUCCAGUUAUUACUCCUUAUACAUUUCAAUAUCUCUGAAACUCUUAAAAAUAACAUACAUGAUAUGUAACUGUAAAGCAGAACUUACUAACCAGGUAGCAUCAUGUCACUGUCUGGAACACAGAAAUAUUGGAGUAACAACUAUAUAUCAUCUAAAAAAACACAAUUGAAAAGUCGUCUCCCAGCAUCAUAGACAUAGACAUCUACGUACCACUGCCUGGAAGACUGCUGGAAAAAUUAGAGAUUAGAGACAAUAUAGUGUCAGAAGAUAAUGGGCAAAUUCAUAUUAAUGAGCGCAGCUUCUAAAACUCUUAUAGCUAAAUUAGUUUGAAGUACUUAAAUAUUUGAAAAGGCGGGACUUUUUUUAUAUUAACAAUAUUAGAUUUGGUUAUGUCAGAGCUGUGGAAUAUUUCUCACACUCAGGUGUACAUCAGCUCCAGGUUAUAAACUUAUUUAAAAUGCGAAAUACAGCUCCGAAAAAUAUUAAGAGACCACUGCGGCAUUAUCAAUUUCUCUGGUUUGACUAUUUAUAGGAAUGUGUUUGAGUGCAAUGACGUUUUUGUUAUGGUAUUCUAUAAACUACUGACAAUAUUGCUCUGUGUUGGAAUUCGACAUACAAUGGAAUGGAAAGCCUGCCAUACAUAGAGAUUGAAAUUUAAGAACAAUUUGGAGUGGUCUCUUGAUUUUUUUUCAGAGCUGUAUCUGUUAAUGUUUAUUAGCCUUCAGAAGCAGGUCAUUAUGAGUGUCAGCAGAACAAAACCAAUCAUAUUGUGCAUCCCAAAUGAAAAUCAAUACCUCAGGUCAUCUUCUGUUAUCUGCAACUAAGAUCCUUCUUACAACAAAUGAUGAUUCUUCAUGUGGGAAGUUCAUUUAGUUAUUUAAAUCAAUGGAAGACAGUUAAACUACCUCUGAAAAUGUUUACAUGUGCACUCGUUUAACUAAAAUGACAUCUUAUUGUUGUUAACAUGAGUCAUUUGUUACUCAGCUGUUGUUUCUCCAGGUUUUGGUACUGCUGUACAGUACCUCAGCAGCUUCCUCAUUUUCUUCUUUUUUGUAUGCAACAAAAAGUUUUCUUUGCUUCAUAUUUGUAUUUCUGAAGCUCAGAUGUUUAAACAUACUUAAUAUAAAGCAGAACUUUUGUACAUAUAAGCAUGCCGUUUUCUUUUUACAGUUUACCUCAUCAACUCACUCCACACUAAUGACACGAUACUUGGUGCUACAUUUACAUGGAUCUACAUUUCACAAUUGUUUGUGAAUAUUUAAAGAGUUCUUUACAACAACAGAGCACACUAUUAAAGCAUUUUGUACUGAACAAUGAACGUUACAUUACUACAGUCUCAAUCUGCAAUACUUCUCCAGCUCUUCCAAAGUUAUUUCAAAGUGCCUCUUCUGUUGAUAAACAUGUUUUUUAUACACUACUCUUUUGAAUGCUGUAUGUGUAAGUAGGUUGGAGUAGGGAUUUGGAAUAGCCUUUUUUGUGUGUGUUGUUGUACAAAAAUAAAAAGUAAAUACAAAU
Gymnodraco acuticeps is the source of this 4025-nucleotide messenger RNA. Its product is annotated as piggyBac transposable element-derived protein 4-like. The transcript has 2 exons. Lineage: Eukaryota; Metazoa; Chordata; Actinopteri; Perciformes; Bathydraconidae. The record is from RefSeq and is a predicted model, not a curated record. Bases 101 to 2173 code for a protein of 690 amino acids.